AUGAAUUUGGAGUGGAAUCCGCUUUAUCGUUCCGUCUCGGCAAUGAAGUUUCAUCUACUGCUAAUCUGUGUCGCUAUAUCCAUGGGACCGCUGCCUUGCUCGCAGGCAGGGGUGACAGAGGAGCAGAUGUGGUCCGCCGGUAAACUGAUGCGUGAUGUCUGUCUUCCAAAGUUUCCUAAGGUAAGCGAGGAAAUAGCGGACAGCAUUCGCAACGGAAAUAUUCCAAAUAGCAAGGAUAGCAACUGCUAUAUCAAUUGCAUCUUGGAAAUGAUGCAGUCGAUCAAGAAGGGCAAGUUCCAGCUGGAGGCGACCCUCAAACAGAUGGACCUCAUUAUGCCGGACAGCUACAAGGACGAGUACCGAAAAGGCAUAAACCUCUGUAAGGACUCCACCGUGGGCCUAAAAAACGCGCCUAACUGCGAUCCCGCCCACGCCCUCCUCUCCUGUCUGAAGAACAACAUCAAGGUGUUCGUGUUUCCCUAGGAAUUCGGGUACCCCCUUCCGGGCACAACAGAUAAAACAAUUAAAAUUCCUAUUAAAAACCCUUCGAGCUGAUCAAUAAAGGUUAACCAUAGGUAAA
Molecule: messenger RNA, 580 nt
Organism: Drosophila rhopaloa
Lineage: Eukaryota; Metazoa; Arthropoda; Insecta; Diptera; Drosophilidae
Gene: Obp19a
Product: general odorant-binding protein 19a
Exons: 3
Coding region: 1-483 (160 amino acids)
Biological process (GO): sensory perception of smell; olfactory behavior
Cellular component (GO): extracellular region
Molecular function (GO): odorant binding; dibutyl phthalate binding
Source: RefSeq, a predicted model, not a curated record